Molecule: messenger RNA, 1039 nt
Organism: Lycium barbarum (goji berry)
Lineage: Eukaryota; Viridiplantae; Streptophyta; Magnoliopsida; Solanales; Solanaceae
Product: peroxidase 27-like
Exons: 4
Coding region: 1-984 (327 amino acids)
Biological process (GO): response to oxidative stress; hydrogen peroxide catabolic process
Cellular component (GO): plant-type cell wall; plasmodesma
Molecular function (GO): heme binding; peroxidase activity
Source: RefSeq, a predicted model, not a curated record
AUGGCUUUGCCAAGGCAUUUUGUAGUGCUAAUUCUUCAAUUGAUUCUUGUCCCUCUUGCAUUUAACUUUUCUAAUGCACAAGGUUUGAAACAUGGCUUCUACAGAAAGACAUGUCCUAAAGUUGAGGCAAUUGUGAGAAUGUCAACUGCUGAAUACAUUUCUAAGGCACCAACUCUAGCUUCUCCUUUGCUUAGGAUGCACUUCCAUGAUUGCUUUGUUAGGGGAUGUGAUGGUUCUGUACUGCUAAACUCAACCAAAAAUAAUCAAGCAGAGAGAGAUGCCCUACCAAACCAAUCUCUCAGAGGAUUCCAAGUGAUUAAUGGUGUUAAAUCUGCACUAGAAGAUAAUUGUCCUGGUGUGGUCUCUUGUGCAGAUAUCCUAGCCUUAGUAGCUAGGGAUGUUGUUUCUAUGGUUAAAGGACCAUAUUGGAAAGUACCCUUGGGAAGAAGAGAUGGGAGAGUGUCAAGCAUUGAUGAAGCCUUGAACCUUUUACCACCACCUUUUGCAAACAUCUCUUCCCUUAAACAACAGUUUGCCUCUCUUGGUUUGAAUGCAAAAGACCUUGUGGUUCUAUCAGGUGGACAUACCAUUGGAACUUCUCAUUGUUCCGCCUUCACAAAUAGAAUGUACAAUUUCACUGGCAAAGGUGACACUGAUCCAACAAUGGACCCAAAUUACAUAGCCCGUUUGAAACUCAGAUGUAGCCCAACUGAUGUGACAACACUUGUAGAAAUGGAUCCUGGAAGUUUUAGGACAUUUGAUGAAAAAUAUUACACCCUUGUGGCCAAAAGAAGAGGGCUUUUCCAAUCUGAUGCUGCACUUCUUGAUGACAUUGAGACUAAAGCUUAUGUUAAACGUCAAGCACUUACACAUGGCUCUACAUUUUUUAAAGAUUUUGGUAAAUCCAUGAUAAAAAUGGGCAAGAUUGGAGUCUUAACUGGAAAUGCUGGUGAAAUCAGAAAACGUUGUGAUUUUAUUAAUUAAUUAGUCAGCAUGAUAGUUUUUUUUUUUUUUUUUUGUACUGUUGUAUCUUGUGUAA